Messenger RNA from Syzygium oleosum, 884 nucleotides. Its product is annotated as organelle RRM domain-containing protein 6, chloroplastic-like. The record is from RefSeq and is a predicted model, not a curated record. The transcript is spliced from 4 exons. Gene Ontology annotation, biological process: positive regulation of mRNA splicing, via spliceosome. Lineage: Eukaryota; Viridiplantae; Streptophyta; Magnoliopsida; Myrtales; Myrtaceae. Gene Ontology annotation, cellular component: spliceosomal complex. Bases 290 to 592 code for a protein of 100 amino acids. Gene Ontology annotation, molecular function: RNA binding.
CUAUCAUAUGCAUGAAGAAAGUAAAUAUAACUUCUUGUCAAACUUCUAUCUCAAAACAAGGGAGCACAUCCCCUAAUUUAGGAGCUUAGACAUAGUACAAUUGGAAAACCUUGAGGCCUAUACUUUCCAUUCAUCGAGCUAGUCAAAGCAUAGCUUUAGCUUCAGGACAUUUUCCUCACGUUGUCAAACACUCCCAACGCUUCCUGCUCUUCUUGCAACCUCUGUCUGUCUCUGUCUCUGUCUGUGUCUGUGUCUGGCUCGAGGAGACCAUCAUAACCAUCAUCCGCACAUGGCAAAGCGACUCUGCUCCGAGCUAUUCGUCAGCAGAUUGUCGUUCUACACCACGGAGGAAGGGCUGAGACGAUUGUUUUCGCCAUUCGGUUCAAUUAAGGAAGUCAGGUUGAUUAAAGACCCGAGUACUCGAAGGUCCAAAGGUUUCGGCUUCGUUGCUUACGAGUCCGAGGUCGAAGCGGAUAGGGCAUUGAAGGCCUUGAACGGAAGGAUUGUUGAUGGAAGGCUGAUAUUCGUGGAAUUUGCACAAGCUAGAGGGCCUGAAAAGGCUGCCGACUCUCGUGAAGAUGCAUCAGGCUAGUAUUGAUUGAAGAGUUCCUUCCGAGGCACCAAAAGGAUAAUGGAGUCGCAGAUCCUUUUCGCAUAAAUCUCCAGUAAAGUUUCCUGACGUGCUAAUAAGAGCAAAAAAGAUUAGGAUCUGAUGCUGAUAGUUACAUGUAAAAGAUUAGGAUCUGAUGCUGAUGGUUACAUGUAAAAGAUUAGGAUCUGAUGCUGGUGGUUAUAUCGACCUUCAAUGGGACUCAUUCACUGCAGUCAGGUUCUCAGGUUUUCGAGACAAAACUUGAUUGCAAUGUGCAUUAUUUCUUCGAGAA